UUUUUUUUUUUUGUUCUAUGUUGACUUGUAACGAAAAAUUCAACCCCCUCCUUUCAAUGCCUUUCGCAAUCAUUCAUUAUUGAUUGGCAAACAAUCUAUUAACGGGUUUUCCCAAUUAAUAAUUUUAUUUUAACGAAACCCCAUCCUCUAUUAUUAUUAUUACUUUACCAUUUACACGAUAUCCUAAAAAUAUUUCAUAUUCUUUAUUAAAUCCUUUUUUUUUCUCAUUUUAACGACAAAAUUAUUUUUUUCCCUUCUUAAAAUUCGAAUAUCACGAAUGGGAAUUAUUUCAUAUGUUGGUAGUUUCUUUGCUACACCCCCUCCAAAUCAAAAAUUUGCGGAAAGAUAUGUUCUUGUAACCGGAUGCGAUUCUGGUAUAGGAAAUUUGAUUGCAAAGGCUUUACAUAGGAGGGGUUAUUGCGUAUUUGCUGGAUGUUUAACCGAAACGGCGUUUAGAGAUUUUCUCGUUCAUCCAGCACCAAAUUUUCGACCAUUCUUGCUUGAUAUAACAAAAGAACAAUCAAUUCAACAAUGUGCAAGAAUGGUAUCUCAUGAAACUAAAGAAAAAGGUUUAUUUGCAUUAAUUAAUAAUGCUGGAUGUAAUGAAGGUUUCGCAUUUGAGUUCACUUCAGCUGAACAAAUUGAAAAAACUAUGGAAGUAAAUUUUAUGGGUCCAAUAAAAAUGAUUAAAGCUCUUUUACCUAAUUUAAGACAAAACAUUAAAUAUAAUAUGAAAAAACCAUCAAAAGAUCAGGAUAUUCAUCCAAGAAUUAUUAAUAUAACAUCUGUAUUAGGAAGAACUACAGUUCCAUUUUAUGGCGCUUUUAGUGCUUCAAAACAUGCUUUAGAAGCUAUGUUAGAUACCAUACGUGUAGAAUUAUUACCAUGGAAAAUUCAUAUAACUAUGAUUGAACCUGGUCCAAUUAAAUCAAGAUUAACACAUCCUGAUUUAGUAGAAAUUUCUAAAAAAUUUUUUUCUUCCCCUGAAAUUACUGAAAAUACUUUAACCCUUUAUGGGGAAGAUUAUAUUCAAAAAGUCAUUGAAUUUUGGCAAAAAAUUCAUUCCGGUCAAGAUAGUCCAAAAGAAAUUGUUAGAACUGUUGUUGAAUCUGUUGAAGUUGGUUUUCCAAAAGAUCGUUAUGUCGUUGGAACCAUUGCUAAAGCCCAAGUUUUAUUACAUAACGUUUUACCAAGAUGGGUAAUUGAUUUAGCUUGGGGAAGUGUUAUUAGAUUAGUUGGUAUUUGGCCAAAAGAGGUAAAAGAAUUAGAAGAUGGUGUAUUAAACGAUGAUAUUUCUUCUGCACCUGUUGCUUCUUCAAGUACUUCUUCAACAAACUAAUUUUUUUUUGGACUAAUCUUGAUAUAUGAAAAUUUAUCAAAUUAUGAUUAUUAAAUAAUAUAAAUA
Messenger RNA from Rhizophagus irregularis DAOM 181602=DAOM 197198, 1405 nucleotides. RefSeq lists its product as uncharacterized. Lineage: Eukaryota; Fungi; Glomeromycota; Glomeromycetes; Glomerales; Glomeraceae. Gene Ontology annotation, molecular function: oxidoreductase activity. The record is from RefSeq and is a predicted model, not a curated record. Gene Ontology annotation, biological process: steroid metabolic process.